Meloidogyne enterolobii is the source of this 477-nucleotide messenger RNA. The record is from the annotation of a GenBank genome assembly. Lineage: Eukaryota; Metazoa; Nematoda; Chromadorea; Rhabditida; Meloidogynidae.
AUGUGGGAAUAUAUCUCUGUGUGUCGCUGGUUUGCUGCUUGCCGUUCUUCGCUUCCUAAGAUGAAAUCUGGCGCUGCUAAGACCAAAAGCUCUGAGGGCAAGACUAAAGGAGAUGAACAACAACAACCGCAGCAGCAGCAGAAGAAAAGUGCUAGCAGUGUCAAAAGUAGCGGAUCAAAGGACUCGUUACCGGCAAACAAUGAAGAUAGUGAUCUGGUCUUCUCUAGUGUCUCACAAGCAAGUGUCAUCGAAAGGGAGCCAACAAAACCUUCUACUCCUGUGACGCCUCCAAUGCAGUCCAGACCAUUGCCAGUUGCUAACCUGUCUAUGACUGAAACUGUGAAUAGUGAUUCUGUCAGCCCUAAUGAUGAUGACAAGAAGAGUGAUCAGCGUAAGCGUCAAGGGGUCGCAAGCAUCUGGAAACUUCCAAAAGGCGCAGAUGUUAACAAGGACCCGCGAAGCAGCAAUUAUUCGUGA